GUGAGGCAAGGUGACAGCAAGACACUAGACCCUGGACUUUAGGAUCAUUAGAGUCCGGCUUGCUUUAUAAGCUGCAAAACCUCACCAGCUCAACACAAGCAGUGCCAAGUGGAUUUGCAGAUACAACAGCAAACUCAGAUAUAAGAGCCAUGAAGGUCCUUGUUGUGCUCGCCCUUGCCGUUUUCACUGGCUGCAAUGCCAACAUCUUCUAUGCUGAUGCACCCAAGCCCCAGAUGGAGUUGAUGACUGAGGCCUUCUGGGACUAUGUCGCCAAGGCAACAGAGACAGCUGAUGACACCCUCCAGGUGAUCAAGAAAUCACCGUUUGGCCAGGGUGUCAAUGCCCGUCUGGAAGAAACUAUGUUUGUGGCUGCCCAUUAUUCCGUCGCCGUGCAGGAGCAGCUUCCCCCUGCAGCUAAGGACAUGAUCAGAAAAGUCACCACAGAGACCGAAGAGCUGAUGGGGCGUGUGGAAAGGGAGCUGGCCGCUGCCCAGGACGUCCUGAAGCCCUACACCGACAACAUGAAGGUCCAGAUCCAGCAGAGAGUGGAGCAGCUCAAACAGGAGCUGGCCCCCUACGCUGAGUCCCUUGACACUGAGGCCCUGAGAGCCACCCUGGAGCAGAAGAGCGAGGAGCUGAAGCAGAGUGUGAAGGACCUGCAGGUUCAGCUCGGGCCCUACACCGAUGACCUGAAGCUGAAGGUGGACCAGCACCUGCAGGACUUCCAGGAGCGUGUGGCCCCGGUGACCGAGAAGGUUUACCAUCAGCUGAUGCAGAGAGCCGAUCAGGUGCAAGAAAUGGCCGCCCCAUACGUUGAGGAUCUGAAAGUAAAACUGGAGCCCUACGCCCAGGACCUCCAGGCCCGCCUCACCUCCCUCUACGAGGCCUACGCCAAAUCAACAUAAGUCAACCUCCCCCUCACCUUAAAGGGAAAGUAACUGCAUCAACAGAAACACAAUAAUCUGACCCCGGCACACAAAAUGAACAAAACGACAACACAAGCUAACCAGUUAUAAAUGUUUUAAGAAAAUAAUGACUUGGGGGUUAAUGACUGUGUUAGUAAAUUAAUGAAAAGGGAACAUACCUUGGUAGAUUCUGAAAAUCUGAAAAACAGAUGUUUUUUCUGCAUUGUGAAAUCAGACUGGGGAAAGUGGACAUGAAAAACUAAAAAGACAAAUUGAAGCAGCAAACACAUUAUGAGCUGCACUGAAGCUCAUGAGUUUACUGUGCAUCACCUAUAAUCACUCGUGAAAGCAAGACAGGUGAAAACAUUUGGUAACUAAAGUGUACUGAAGAAAUGUUGUGUAAUAUGCAUUCUUAAGUAAGAAACUAAUGAUUGUAUUUAUAAAAAAAAGAAACUACAGUUAUAUAUUUGUCACACAUCAUUCUGAAUAAUUUAUGAAUGUAUGAAAAGAGAGUUAUUUUUAAAAGAAGAACAUACUAAAGGAGACUGGCAUGUUUUUCAUAAAUUAGUCACUCUCUCCUGUCCACAAGUGAAACCAACACGUACUCAACACGUUGGAUCAAGAUUGUAUAAAUAAAGACGUUGUACAAAUAUCAAGUU
Trematomus bernacchii (emerald rockcod) is the source of this 1564-nucleotide messenger RNA. RefSeq names its product apolipoprotein A-I-like. Gene Ontology annotation, molecular function: cholesterol binding; phospholipid binding; phosphatidylcholine-sterol O-acyltransferase activator activity. The record is from RefSeq and is a predicted model, not a curated record. Bases 150 to 905 code for a protein of 251 amino acids. The transcript has 5 exons. Lineage: Eukaryota; Metazoa; Chordata; Actinopteri; Perciformes; Nototheniidae. Gene Ontology annotation, cellular component: blood microparticle; chylomicron; high-density lipoprotein particle. Gene Ontology annotation, biological process: cholesterol biosynthetic process; high-density lipoprotein particle assembly; phospholipid efflux.